Messenger RNA from Moneuplotes crassus, 2106 nucleotides. Lineage: Eukaryota; Ciliophora; Spirotrichea; Euplotida; Euplotidae. The record is from the annotation of a GenBank genome assembly.
CCUCUUCAAGCUCUCGAGUCCAGGUAUAUUAACACCAAAAACCCACCACACAAAAUCCCUAACCGCAGGUAACCUCUCUUCAAGAAUCCUCUACCUAAAAAUAUCUUUAACAGCACUAUUGCCUGGCUAUCUUCAGAUUAAGCCCAGGAUAUACCCUUUUAAAGGACUGUUUUCGCUUCUGGCUUUUAAGCUAGUUUUAGCUUGAGACACUCGGAUUUAGAGCGACCAGUCUUGACUCAGCACUACUGGGCUUGGGUCAUUUGUAUUUGCAUUUAGAGGUAUAGAAAUUUAUUAAAAGUAAACAUCACAAAGGAAGCUGGGAUGCAGGUGAAAUUCAUAAUUUUAUGAAGAAUAAGCACAAACAAGGCUUGAUCAAUAUAAGUAUUAGUAAGUAAUCGAGCAAUUUGUAAUGCUCCAACAAGGUAUGAGAGAAGGAGUACACUAGAAAUAAAAAGUAUUGACUUCAAACGGAAAAUGUUUGCAAAUACAAGAGGAUCAGCUCCUGCAGACCAAAAGGGAAGGAACCGAGUGAGAAUAAACUUCGCUGAGCUUCUACCAGAUGAGACAAAUUAUCGUAAUUUUGAAGUCUGUCCAAUCAACCAGGCUAGCACCAAAGUAUUCAUUAAGAAUGAAUUUAAAGCAAGAGGAAGCAGCAAAUUUAUUCCUUCUCUUAACAAGAAAUGUGAGUUUGAGCCUACCAAGAAGCUCAAAUAAAGAGAUACAAGGGUGCACUCUGAAGAACUAUUUUGAAUGCAAACUGAUCAGUCCAGAAGAGAUAGAAGAGGAAGAACCUUCUAUAGGGAAAAAGAAGAAAUACAAGCUUUCUGUUAGAGAGAACCUCAGAAAAUUUAGGUCAAAUAUUUCUAGCCCUCCAAGAGCUUUUACUAAGCAAACCUCACGAAAAGAAUGUCAACCAUGAAGUAGCAUGAAAUGAAUGAUCCAUAAUAACACUAGAAGAUCUGUGCCCACAGCUCCAACAUUUGGCUCUAGGAAUAGCAUGUCUUGACAAAACUCGGUGAGGAAUAGUAUUAACAUCAUUACCUCCCAUCAUGGAAUUCAUAAGCAGCCUAGGAUUUGAAAGAAGAAAAUGAGGAACUUGAAGCAAGCAAAUUCAAUUGUCAAAAAGUUUAUGACAGAGCGGAAUAUGUCUCAGCCAAAAAUUCCUGUAAAAUCUAAGCAGGAACAAGAGAUAGAGCAUGUAAUUGAAGAAGCAAAGAAGGGAUCCCUUUCGCCAGCGAGAAAAAUGAUGAGCUCCCACUUGAAAACAGCUAAAAGGUUUAGUAUAUUGAGAGAUAAAUUCAAGCCAAAGGAAAAUAACUUCCUCUCACUUAUUAAAAACCUCAAAAAGGAUAUGGAGCAAGAGGAGAUAGAUGAAGAUGAUCAUAAGUUGUUUCAGAAUGGUCAUGAUCGACUUCUGGAUGAUGUGAAAGGUAGUCUCAAUAUCUUAGAUAAUAAUAACAAGCUCCUGAAGAAAUUGCAAAAUGAGGCGAAAAUUUCAUGGAAAAGAUCAGUCCUCUCAGCCAUGGAAAGCUUUAAAGAUUUUAAAUUAAGCUCUGUAGAUGAAUUUAAAUAAGUCUGUUCCCCAAAAGCCUAUGUUUCAUCCAUCAGCACCAGAAUUCUUUUCUCAAAUCAAACAUAACAACUUCUAUGACGUCCGCUUCAUGCUUCAAACAAAUCCAAAGCUUGUAUACGAAUUCGAUGCUAGGUUUCAAACAGGAUUGCAUUGGGCUGCAAAGAGAGGCUACUGUAAGAUUCUUCGUUUGCUACUGCAAUAUGGAGCGAAUAUAAAUCUUAAGGAUGUGUCUGGGAGGACACCUCUUUACAUUGCUUGUAAGUACAACCAGACAGAUGUUGUUAGAAUAUUGCUGGCUAACAAGGCAAAUACAUUUUCUAAAUGCUCUCGUAAGAUAAGCCCUCAAGAGGCUACAUCGGAUCACGCUAUCCAUCAGAUGCUAGAGAAGGGUAAAAUGAUACAUGUAGUUAUGCGAUUUAUACCUGAAAAUAAGAGAAAGAAUGUCCUUAAUGAGCUUGGCCUCAAUUACUUCCUGAAGGACAUUGAGAAGGAGCUUGAAGAUCAGACAGCAUAAAUUUUACAUUUCAAUUUGA